Nannospalax galili (Upper Galilee mountains blind mole rat) is the source of this 1170-nucleotide messenger RNA. RefSeq names its product carboxypeptidase Q-like. NCBI's taxonomy places the organism in Eukaryota, Metazoa, Chordata, Mammalia, Rodentia, Spalacidae. The transcript has 5 exons. The coding region runs from base 1 to 828 and encodes 275 amino acids. Gene Ontology annotation, molecular function: metallodipeptidase activity. Gene Ontology annotation, biological process: proteolysis; peptide catabolic process; thyroid hormone generation. The record is from RefSeq and is a predicted model, not a curated record.
AUGAAGGGAUUGAUCGCUUUUAAGGUAAUUUGGUGGUACCUUUUCUCAAGUCCUCACACAGGUACUCAGGAAUAUGAAGAUGGUGUACCCAAGAUUCCAACCGCCUGUAUUACAGUGGAAGAUGCAGAAAUGAUAUCAAGAAUGGCUUCUCACGGCAACACAAUUGUCAUUCACCUGGAGAUGGGAGCAAAGACAUACCCAGAUACAGAUUCCUUCAACACCAUAGCAGAGGUCACUGGGAGCAAGUAUCCGCAGCAGGUAGUUCUGGUCAGUGGACAUCUGGACAGCUGGGAUGUUGGGCAGGGCGCCCUAGAUGAUGGUGGUGGAGCCUUCAUAUCAUGGGAAGCACUCUCACUUAUUAAAGAUCUCGGACUGCGUCCAAAGAGGACUCUGCGUCUGGUACUCUGGACCGCUGAAGAGCAAGGUGGAAUUGGUGCCUCCCAGUACUAUGAGAGACACAAGGCAAAUGCUUCCAACUACAGUCUGGUGAUGGAGUCUGAUUCAGGAGCCUUCUUACCCACUGGGCUGCAGUUCACCGGCAGUGACAAAGCCAGAGCCAUCAUGAAGGAGGUCAUGAGCCUUCUACAGCCUCUCAAUGUCACCGAGGUCUUUAGUGAUGGAGAAGGAACAGACAUUAACUUCUGGAUCCAAGCUGGAGUGCCUGGAGCCAGUCUGCGUGACGACUUAUACAAAUAUUUCUCCUUCCAUCACUCCCACGGAGACACCAUGACGGUCAUGGAUCCGAAGCAGAUGAAUGUCGCUGCCGCUGUCUGGGCUGUGGUCUCAUAUGUAGUUGCUGACAUGGAAGAAAUGCUUCCAAGGUCCUAAGGAAGGCAAAAAGGAAGCCCCUGUCGUUCUCUCUAGCUGGAAAUCCUGGCUCGGCAACUUCAGGACAUCCAUCUUCAUGAAACAGUGUCGUCCAGUUCAUCUUCGAAGCACAGCUUUUUCACACCCUCUGUUAUCUUUCCUUAAUGCUUUUCAACCUAUUUCUAGAAUAAAGAAUGGUCCCCACAAUCCCACAGAAUCAACACAUGGUAGGGAGCACAGUGAAGACAUUACCUUAUACCACUUUAACAUGAUUUUUCUUCCACUCUGAAAAUAAACAAUAAAUCUUUGAAAAGCUCUGGCUUUACAUAUUCAUUUAUGAGCAUUAAAUUACAUGCAAGGAAA